Molecule: messenger RNA, 1905 nt
Organism: Delphinapterus leucas (beluga whale)
Lineage: Eukaryota; Metazoa; Chordata; Mammalia; Artiodactyla; Monodontidae
Source: RefSeq, a predicted model, not a curated record
CGGAGCCCCGGCGUUCUGGCAGAGCCGGAGCCUGACGGCAGAGCCCGGCAGGAUUGGCACUUACCCACGACCCCCCUUCCCCGCUAUGAUGGCCGGUCAGUAGCAGGUUCCAGACCCCCCGGGGGUAUGUAGGCAGAGCUGGCGGCAGCCAGGUGUGCUGAGCCACAAGCGCUCUAGGGCACUCUGGGGGCAGCUCUGCCUGCUGCGCUCUCUGGUGCAGGGGGAGAUGCCCAACUGACGAGCGAGCUGGUGAGGACAAGAACGUUCCCUUUUGGCCCGAGUCCGCUGCAUCCAUGGCGCUGCCGGCCAGUCUGGUGCCCCUGUGCUGCUUGGCACUUCUGGCGCUGCCGGCCCAGAGCUGCGGGCCGGGCCGGGGGCCGGUUGGCCGGCGCCGCUACGUGCGCAAGCAACUCGUGCCGCUGCUCUACAAGCAAUUUGUGCCCAGCGUGCCCGAGCGGACCCUGGGCGCCAGUGGGCCGGCCGAGGGGAGGGUGACAAGAGGCUCCGAGCGCUUCCGGGACCUGGUGCCUAACUACAACCCCGACAUCAUCUUCAAGGACGAGGAGAACAGCGGUGCAGACCGCUUGAUGACCGAGCGUUGUAAAGAGCGGGUGAACGCGCUGGCUAUUGCGGUGAUGAACAUGUGGCCCGGAGUGCGCCUACGGGUGACCGAGGGCUGGGACGAGGACGGCCACCACGCUCAGGACUCACUUCACUACGAAGGACGUGCCCUGGAUAUCACCACGUCCGACCGCGACCGCAAUAAGUAUGGGUUGCUGGCGCGCCUGGCAGUGGAAGCCGGCUUCGACUGGGUCUAUUACGAGUCCCGCAACCACGUCCACGUGUCUGUCAAAGCCGAUAACUCACUGGCGGUCAGGGCAGGCGGCUGCUUUCCGGGAAAUGCCACCGUGCGCCUGCGGAGCGGCGAGCGGAAGGGGCUGCGGGAACUGCACCGCGGCGACUGGGUGCUGGCGGCAGACGCGGCAGGCCGGGUGGUGCCCACGCCCGUGCUGCUCUUCCUGGACCGGGACUUGCAGCGCCGGGCCUCUUUCGUGGCUGUGGAGACCGAGCGGCCCCCGCGCAAGCUGUUGCUCACUCCCUGGCACCUGGUGUUCGCCGCUCGAGGGCCUGCGCCCGAGCCAGGCGACUUUGCACCGGUGUUCGCGCGCCGGCUGCGCGCGGGGGACUCGGUGCUGGCGCCAGGCGGGGACGCCCUUCGGCCUGCGCGCGUGGCCCGAGUGGCGCGGGAGGAAGCUGUUGGCGUGUUCGCACCGCUCACAGCGCACGGGACGCUGCUGGUCAACGAUGUCCUGGCCUCGUGCUACGCGGUUCUGGAGAGUCACCAGUGGGCGCACCGCGCCUUUGCUCCUCUGCGCCUGCUGCACGCGCUGGGGGCGCUGCUUCCGGGCGGGGCCGUCCAGCCAACUGGCAUGCAUUGGUACUCUCGGUUCCUCUAUCGCUUGGCGGAGGAGCUGCUGGACUGAGCGCUCCAGGCGUAGAAACCUCGUGGCAUCCGCCUAAACGGGAGUGUGCGGGCUGAGAUCUGGAGAUGUGGGCAGCAGACGAUGCUGACUGGGAGGGAGGGAGGGAUAGGGAGAAAAAUGGACGCGAUGGUUUAGGGGCAACCUCUAACUGAGAGGUUGGGUCCUAAGUAGAUGGGGUUGAUGAUGGGUACUCGUCGACGAGGACUAUUUCUCCUCUUCUUCCCCAGUGCCUCAGCCCCACCCGAUUAUUUUAUUUUAUUUUCUAUUUAUAAAUUGUAAUAUAAUAAUCUGCUUGCCCCGCCUGGCGAGAUGAGGGGCUGGGGCACAGCGUUAACAGUUAAUCUGACAUGGGAGCCAAUCUGACAUCUGACAUUUUCCUACAAGUGGGCUAAUAAAGGGAAGGCUUCCAGGAGCUGAUUGG